Molecule: messenger RNA, 3902 nt
Organism: Cornus florida
Lineage: Eukaryota; Viridiplantae; Streptophyta; Magnoliopsida; Cornales; Cornaceae
Product: chaperone protein ClpB1-like
Exons: 15
Coding region: 1936-3369 (477 amino acids)
Biological process (GO): cellular response to heat
Cellular component (GO): cytoplasm
Molecular function (GO): ATP binding; ATP hydrolysis activity
Source: RefSeq, a predicted model, not a curated record
CAAAUCAUUUCAGCCUCCCCAAUCGCCUCCAUCUCUAUUUUCGUUCUCAACUCUGAACUCCCUUUCUCUCUCUGCAACUGCAAACUACAAAAUCUACAAGAAUCAGAAGUUCAAAACCAAUAUACUUCAGUAUAUCUAUCUGUCUGCAAGAAUCAAAAGUUCAAAACCUAUUACCUAUAUCAAAACCCAUAUCGGCAUAUCAUUUCAGAUUUUUCAAAAAAUCAAAACCCAUAUCUUGUAGUUUCCAUCGCCCGUUGUUCCAGUUCGGGUUCGCCGUUCGCAAGCUUCAGCCGCUGUCUCUCAACUCUCAAGCUUGCCCGCCUCCCUCUCUGCAACUGCUAACUUCCCACAGCAUUGAGAAAUCCUGGAUCCGCUCUUGAAGGUAAAGGGUCAAGAAAGAAACAUGCCUCCUCAGUCACCAGGUUGCUUUUCUGAAAGAAGGGAGUUGAUGGGAAUGGGUGGGUUUGGGCAAAAAAUAUAGGUUUAUAAACGGUAGAUAUGGAGCCAUGGAUGAUUAAAAUUCUGAGGUACAAUGAGGUAGACUACAAGGAUAUAUUGGAGAUCGCUUAUUGAAAUGGAGGAGAUGAAAUGGAGGAGAUCGAGAGAGAGAAGGAUCCUGCUAGCAAGUUAUGGUUUCCUUAUGUCAAAAAUGAUUUGGAAAAUUAUAUAAACAAGUGGGAUAUGUUUAUGAGAAAGUGCAAACAGAGCCCAAGAGAUAAAGCAAUAGAAAUGUUGGAAGAAGCGCGCCACAAGUUGGUUUCAUGUUUACAGGAGGUGGAAGGUACUGCAAAUGGGAUGGAAUCAACCAAACUCUUUCAGGUGGCUCAAUAUCUGGGUACCCUUGUAGACAGGCUCAUGCUAACGAUUCACGAAAAAUUUAAGCAAAACCUGACUGUUACUGAAAGUCUAAUUGCAGAGGUAGCAAGUCCUUUGAUUGGGAUUCCUGCUUCUUGGCUCCUCCAAUUUUCAUUUUCAGAGCUGUCAGAGCUGCCACUUCAGGGUCUCAAAACAAGACUGGCUAAAGGGAUGAUUGGACAAGAACAUGUUCCAUUUGUUAUUAGCAAUGCAUUGUCAAGGUUUAGAGUUGAUUCUCGCCCAAUGGUAUCAUUUCUAUUUUUAAAUGGCCUUUUUUCGGGAUGGACAGAGUUUGCCAAAUCUCUUGCCGAGCAAUAUUUUGACGACAGUGAAAAGUUGAUAGCAUACGACUUGUCAGAAUACUCCGACUCACAAUCUGCCUCACGUCUUAUUGGUAUUCCCUCCAGUCCCAGUUCUUGUUAUCGUGAAGGACUGCAAAUGGGAUGGAAUCAACCAAACUCUUUCAGGUGGCUCAAUAUCUGGGUACCCUUGUAGACAGGCUCAUGCUAAUGAUUCACAAAAAAUUUAAGCAAAAAGUCUAAUUGCAGAGGUAGCAAGUCCUUUGAUUGGGAUUCCUGCUUCUUUGCUCCUCCAAUUUUCAUUUUCAGAGCUGUCAGAGCUGCCACUUCAGGGUCUCAAAACAAGACUGGCUAAAGGGAUGAUUGGACAAGAACAUGUUCCAUUUGUUAUUAGCAAUGCAUUGUCAAGGUUUAGAGUUGAUUCUCGCCCAAUGGUAUCAUUUCUAUUUUUAAAUGGCCUUUUUUCGGGAUGGACAGAGUUUGCCAAAUCUCUUGCCGAGCAAUAUUUUGACGACAGUGAAAAGUUGAUAGCAUACGACUUGUCAGAAUACUCCGACUCGUAAUCUGCCGUCUUAUUGGUAUUCCCUCCAGUCCCAGUUCCUGUUAUCGUGAAGGACUGCUCACAGAAGCUGUUAAGAGGACGCCUUGCGCCGUAGUGUUACUUGAGAAUGUUGAUAGGGCUCAUCCUUCUGUUACUUAGGUUCUGAUUGAGAUCAUUACCAAUGACAGUGUAUCAAAUGGCGAAGGAUGCACCACUGACUUCACCACAACAGUGAUUAUCAUGACAUCAAAUGUUAUGGAUGGUAAAAUCCAAGGGUGGAAAUGCAAAUGUGCAGAGACAAUCAAAUUCCCGUUAUCUACUGAUCCAAUGCAACAAGACCAUCAAUGCUUCUAUCUUGAUCAUCUGAGGGAGGCGAGAAAACAUUUCAGACAGUUCAGAGAACUGGAUGAUGUGAUUCUUUUUAAGAACUUUUCUUUUGAACACUAUAUGGCUGAUACCAGUCUCCAGAUGAGGGAAAUAGCCAGCUCCAUGAGGACCCUGACUGGGAAAAGGCUGAUUUUAUACCCAUCUGACGCAGCACUCCGUCAUAUUUUGGGCAAGUCAAAACAGCAUCGAAUGUGUGGAUGUGCUAUGCGGGAUUGGCUAGAAAAGAAUUUGGUCCCUUUGUUAUUUGAUAUGCUUGCUAACAAUGAGAUAGAUGAUAUGUCCACGGUUUACAUUGAUUCGCUGGUGGGACAACAUGCGUUGUCUUAUGGAUCGGAGAAACGUGGCUAUCAAGCGGAAAAUCUGUUUAUGAAGCUGUUUAAAGAAUCUUUAAGGGGAUUAAGAGCUAUGUAUUUGAAAGAGAGAGAACGAGUCAACAAGAUCUACUUGUUAAGAAAAAAUUUGUUUGAACUGAUGAAUUUACUAUAUUCAGAGGAUAGGAUAGAUUUGGACUGUGUUGCAGAGGUUACUCGAGCGCUGGUUAGGACAUUAGAUGCUCUCAUAGAAAACACAAUUGAAGUCAACCUUAUGGCCCUUGAGCAGAAAAUGGUGCGUUUGAACUCCUUAAAUGAGGAAGUUGAGCCUAAGCUGAGAGAAAGGCUUUGCAAGAGUUCUAAGAAUGGAAUGCAGGGACUUCUGAUGAGAUUGAGAAGGGUGGUUCGACAAAAUCAGGCAAGUGAUGUUGUAGUAGAGGCACUAUUGAAAUCUAUUGAUGCACAGCAUGAUCUGCCACAUCGACCUGCUAUGUUUUUCCUAUUCUUGGGUCUCACGGAGGCUGGUGAAGCAGAUCUAGUAGACUGUCUAGCCGAGCAUCUUGUCGCUGAUGAUGGGAUGAAACUGCUUAUUAAAAUUGACUUGUCUGAAUACAGAGAACCAGACUCACUUUGCCGGUUCUUAAAUGGGCCGUUGGAACUUCCAGAUGGCCAUGAGCAACUUGGUUUGUCACUCCUAAGGGCUGUCAGAACAAGGCCACACAACAUCCUUUUCUUUUUUGAGGUAGAAAAGGCCCACAUGUCCAUUUCCAGUGCUUUACUUUCGAUCCUUGAUAAUGGUAAUUUUAGCAUCAAUGGAGGAGAUACAGUAGACUUCAGAAACACUAUUGUCAUUUUUGCCUCAGGUCUGGGAAACAAGGCAAUUCUUACGCGACUUGUUAGGCAUCCUGAUCAAGGUAGUGUUUGGGAUGGCGCCGUGGAAGAGCAGGAAAAAGAGGCUUCAGGUUUGAGUUGCUGAAUCGCAUGGAUGAGAUAGUUUGUUUUGAGCCUUUAGCUUGUGAGAAACUGAGGAAAGUUGUGAGGGUGUCAAUGUGGGCUGGUCCUCAUCUGGAAAGCAGAUGUCCUCUUACGUUUUCGUGGGCAUUUUUCCAUUUGUUCAAUACGGCUAAUGAUCCAGUGUAUAAAAAAUAUCCGUCAUACAUCGAUGAAAUAGUGUCUCUUUUUCAAAAGGGUGUUGUCAAUGAACGUGGAAGCAGAGGAAUUGGUGCCAAGUAACUGGAAGUUAAAUGUGUAUAUCCAAUGAACUUUCACUAUACCAUUCUUCCAACCCUGAGCUUUGUUUGUCUUUUUACUUUUUCACUUCCUCUCUCAGCCAUGGAACGUGGAUGUAUGUUGGAUAUCAUGCGGGUGGAAAGCUAAUUGUGUUAUCAUGCUUGAAAUGGUUUUUAUAACAUGUUGUGGGCAAUAUAGAAUUGAUAAAUGCGAAUUCCAAGUGUCAUAUAUAUGAUGAAACCCAUGUCUUUUAUGAAAUGGAUAAAUUACACUUGUGUA